This is a messenger RNA of Saccostrea echinata, 1407 nucleotides long. Its product is annotated as GTPase Era, mitochondrial-like. Gene Ontology annotation, molecular function: ribosomal small subunit binding; rRNA binding; GTP binding. The transcript is spliced from 11 exons. NCBI's taxonomy places the organism in Eukaryota, Metazoa, Mollusca, Bivalvia, Ostreida, Ostreidae. Gene Ontology annotation, cellular component: mitochondrial matrix. Bases 2 to 1390 code for a protein of 462 amino acids. The record is from RefSeq and is a predicted model, not a curated record. Gene Ontology annotation, biological process: ribosomal small subunit assembly.
GAUGGCCGCGUCCAUAUCAAUGAGGUCUACAAUGAAAUUGAACAAAAAGUUGUCGUGGAGUCAUUUAAAGUUGAUUCUCAAUUAUCAGAGAAUUCAGAUACAGUUGUGUAGUACUAAGAAUGUGUAUCAUGGCAAAGACUCAGAUUAUUUUGGAACAGCUCAAAAGUUUCCAGAAUUUCAUCCUGAAGAUAGACGAAUAUGUUUUACACCAGAGGAACAACUCAUGAAGAUAACAAUGCCACCAAAUCAACCGGAUAAUUCUAAAAUUCUGCGGAUGGCAAUUAUUGGUGAUCCCAAUGUAGGAAAGUCAACUCUUAUUAACAGAUUGUUACAACAUAAGAUCCUUCCAGUAUCUACAAAGAUCAAUACAACAAGAAAAAACACCCUUCUAGUCUUGACAAAAGAUGAAUACCAGAUAAUAUUUGUAGAUACCCCAGGAGUUUUAAACCCUAAAACAAAAGCAAGACAUCGUGUCCCAUCAUCCCUUGUAGUGGAUCCAGAUAAAGCUGCUGAUAAUGUUGACUUGUUGGGAGUUGUGGUGGAUGUCAAGGACAAGUUUCGUAGAAAUACACUGAGUAAAACCGUGAUGAAAAUACUUCAUCUCCAUAGAAACACACCAACAGUACUGAUUUUAAACAAGGUCGAUGCUGUAGUGAACAAGAAAGGUCUCCUGAAUACAAUCAUCUCCUUAACAAACAAAGAGUUAAAUGAAAAGAAAAUACCUUUAUGGAUGGACAAGAGAACACACAAACUGACAAGGAGAGAACAACAGGAAGACUUCAUUGACUCAGUGAUAGAAAAAUACAAAGCCUCGAAAACAAGCAGUGGACAGUCUUCCAGCAAAUCUGAGGAAACUUGUGCAGAGGACACUAGUGAGGAGCAGGAUGAGGAGCAAGAUGUGUCCUCAGAUGAGGAUCUGGAUUUCAGAAAGUACAUAGCAAGAUUAAAUACUUGUCCAGAGACUGCUGUGCAGAAAACUGGCUGGUCAAAUUUCAAGGAAGUUUUCAUGGUUUCUGCUCUAAAGGAUGAUGGUGUUGAUGAUUUGAGGGACUAUAUGUUUUUUUGUGCCAAGCCAGGAAAUUGGCAGUACCACAGUUCAGUUUUAACAGAUGAAUCACCUUAUAAACUGGCAGAAAACAUCGUCUGGGAGAAAAUGAUGGACUUUGUCAAAUUUCCUGUUUAUGAAUUACACCCUCAAAUUAAGCUGUGGAGGUGGGACUGGGAAACAGACAGGUUAGAUGUCAUCAUGAACAUUGAGUGUGGGAACAAGUUUCUUGUGGCAACAGUUGCAAAGGAAAUUCCAAUCAUUGUAGAAAAAGCAGUAGAAGAGCUGAGAAAUCUGUUUAAGUGUCUUGUUAGGUUAGAAUUAAUGGUGCUGCUUAAAAAAUAAAUUCAAUUCAAAACUAA